UGGCCUCAUGUUUCAGGAGCACACCUACUGUGAAGCAUGGAAUGUGCUUCCAGGAAGGGUGUUAAGAAUCUGUGUGAAGCGACCAGGGCCGGCGACACCAGGGCCGGCGGAGGCUGCGCACGCGAUCCCGGCCUUCCCCAGCUCGGCUGGCCCUGAGGUCGCUCGCCCACCCGGCCGCCAUGGCCGAGAAGGACUUCGCGGGGGAGCCGAGUCCUGCCUGCGUGGCGGCCUCCGCAGCGGGCCUGGAGGACCCGGACUCGCCUGGGACCCCGGAGUCCAGGGACUACGACAGCAGCUGCGUGUUCUGCCUCGUGGCAGCCGGCCAGGAACCCGACACUGAACUCUUGCACUGCGAGAACGAAGACCUAGUUUGCUUCGAAGAUAUCAAACCAGCGGCGCAUCAUCAUUAUCUUGUGGUGCCAAAGAAGCAUAUUAGAAAUUGCAAGGAACUAAACCGAGAUCAAGUAGAAAUGGUUGAGAGCAUGGUAGCUGUUGUUUCCAACAUUCUUGAGAGGAAUAAUUUCACCGAUUUUACAGAUGUGAGAAUGGGUUUCCAUAUGCCACCAUUCUGUUCCAUUUCUCAUCUGCACCUUCAUGUCAUAGCACCAGUGAAACAGUUUGGCUUCUUAUCAAAAUUGAUUUACAAACCAAAUUCUUACUGGUUUGUCACAGUUGAUCAUUUGCUUGAAACACUAAGAAAGUAAAAAUGCAAACCAUGGACAAGUUCCUUAACCUACAGUUAAGCUACAGUUUUGCUCUCUUUGGAGUCUAACUGCACUCUGAAGGUUUGCUGCUAUACACAGCACUACAACUGAAGAGCCUUACAGUUUCCUUGAAUGUCUGUUUUUCAGAUCUGUAAUACAGUUGAGUACUGAGUCACUGAUUUCUUUGUUUUGAUCUUACCUAUGUAAGGUUUUACACUUGAGAUACUGUAACUAAAUGUUUGUUUAGCACAAAUCCUGCUAAUCAAGAUGCACUGUAUAUUUUUCAAAGUUCAGGUUUCAUUUGUUAGUAGUCUUAAUAAUAAUUUAUGAUGAGUAAAUUGGCAUAGAAAAUUGAAACCUUUUUACAGUGAAGGAGAAGAAAUUAGAAAUCUUACGAUAGUUUUAUAGUCUUACACAUACAUUUUCAAAGUAAAGAAUACCAUGCUACCAAUAUUCUGAUUUGAUUAUAGAAACAUUUAUAUAUGUGUCACUUUUUACUGGUUUCAGACACACACAGCACACACACACACACACACACACACACACACACACUCAUAUAAUACAUUAGUUUCCGUUAGCUAUAGGGAAGAUAUCCUCUGAGUCUCUCAGUGAGUACCUGAAACCCAGGAUAAUACCAAACUAUAAUGUAUCCUCUGCUUUUUCUUUAUGUGCAUACCUUAGACAAAUAGUUUAUAACAGGCAUAGUAAGAGAUUAAUGACAAUACUAAUAAAGCAGUUAUAAAAAAGGUACAAUUAAAAUACUGCUAAUGUUCUUGGUUGUGCAUUGUUGUUAAAUUAAGUUGACUACAACUACUAUGAUGCUGUGACAGUUGAUCUGAUUACUCUAAGUGGGUAAUGCAUACAGACAGUGUGGAUGAUUUGUAUCACAGGUGAGAUAGAGUGGAAUGGUGUGAAAUUUCAUUUUUCUGUUCAGAAUUGAAUACGAUUUAAGAUGUA
Peromyscus leucopus (white-footed mouse) is the source of this 1661-nucleotide messenger RNA. RefSeq names its product histidine triad nucleotide-binding protein 3-like. Gene Ontology annotation, molecular function: catalytic activity. The transcript has a single exon. The record is from RefSeq and is a predicted model, not a curated record. The coding region runs from base 180 to 704 and encodes 174 amino acids. NCBI's taxonomy places the organism in Eukaryota, Metazoa, Chordata, Mammalia, Rodentia, Cricetidae.